Messenger RNA from Megalobrama amblycephala (Wuchang bream), 616 nucleotides. Its product is annotated as intelectin-like. The coding region runs from base 1 to 564 and encodes 187 amino acids. Gene Ontology annotation, molecular function: oligosaccharide binding. The record is from RefSeq and is a predicted model, not a curated record. Lineage: Eukaryota; Metazoa; Chordata; Actinopteri; Cypriniformes; Xenocyprididae. The transcript has 4 exons.
AUGUCCACACAAUGUCAAAUUAUAGCAUCAUCAGAUGUUGGUCAUCAUCAGAUGCAGGAUAUGUCUGUGUGGCAUGUUCCUAAUAAUAUGGUGAUGGAAAACUGGAGCACUGCCUCCAUCCUGAGAUACCACACUGAAAAUUGCUUCUUAACUCUACACGGAGGAAACCUUCUCAAUUUAUUCAAGAAAUUCCCUGUGAGGUUUGGAAUCGGGACUUGCACCAUUGACAAUGGACCUGCUAUUCCAGUAGUGUAUGAUACUGGAAAUAUGGAUUCUAUUAAAAAACUGUAUGGACCUAAUUCAAGAGAAAUAUUUGUGCCUGGAUUCAUCACAUUCAGAGUCUUCAAUACUGAAACGGCAGCCAUGGCAAUUUGUUCGGGCGUUAAACCAACCGGUUGUCACACUGAACAUUUCUGUAUUGGUGGAGGUGGACACUUUCCUGAGGGGGUCCCUAAACAGUGCGGGGACUUUACGAGUUUUGACUGGGAUGGCUAUGGUACUAAUACAGGAUGGAGUGCUUCCAAAGAGAUAACUGAAGCAGCUGUACUUCUUUUUUAUCACUGACAAACUAAAAUGAUCUGCUUCCUUUCCUUCUGUCAGAGAUAUAGCACAUUGA